UUCCAAUCUUCCCCCAGCUCACAACUUCCCGGCCCUCGGGUUCCAAAUCCACCUCCUCCCAACCAGACCUCAACACAUCCAACACAGGGACAACAAUGGAAACUUCCACAACUUCCCAACCAGGCCAGUCAGAAGAGCCUCCCUACCGCUCGUACGAAGAGCUUGAACGCUUGCCGGGCGGUGCCCGCCUCUCUCGAGAAAUCGAUCGACUGUUUUGGGAGUUCAAAGGCGCCUUUCCCUCGGCAAUUUCCGUCAUGGCCAACCGCCGCGGUGCCAAAGGACACCUGGAACCGUUCUUCCAACCGGCAGAUGCAGCCGACGACCAGAACCCCGAAAAUAACGACCCCGAAAACACCACCACCAGCACCAGCACCACCACCAGCACCGGCACAUACCACCCCAUCGCCCUCCUCCCCAUGACCGAACCACCGGCGUCCUCUAUCUCCGUAUCCUGCACGGACCUCGACACAUGGGAAUCCAACUGGGUGGAGUGGCACGAAUGGCACAGCGAGGAAAAGGGCGAGUUUGUGACCUACGGCGAUCUGGACGACGACGUCCGGCCGUGGGCAAAGGAACAGAAUGAGGAGGAUCCUGAAAACUGGGAGGAGGAUUCCGACACGGAGUUUCUGAUUAAGUGCUGCGGGGAGGAUAGGCCGCUGCGCACGGCGGGAAGGAGGUUGAAGGUCACGCCAAGGGGUGGAGAGGGGUUUGUUACGGUUGGGGAUUAUGUUUGUGCUGUUCAUACUUGGCUUAUGAGCAUGCGCGAUGAGGUUUUGAAAGCUAGGGGCGUCAGACAGUAUGAUCGAUGCGACGCAUCGGCAUUCGAAUGGAUGGUGACUUUUUACGACGGGGAGCCGAAACAUAGGUUGGAAGAGAAGAGGGAAUGGGUUCGCAGCCAUUGCCCGCCUAGUCAAGCUAGCAUUGACGCGGCUAACGCGAUGAUGCGUUCAUUGGGGGGUAGAGGUAAUGUGGUGGACGUGUCUGUUAUUCAUAUUGACUCUGGAGGCGAGGGACAGGAGGAGAGAACGGAGGGACAGGAGGAACAAGAAACUGAGGGACAGGAGGAAAGAGCCGAGGGUCAGGAGGAACAGGAAACUGAGGGAGAGGGAAAGGGGAAGAAACGCGAAGGACAAGAGGAAGUGGAGGAUGAGGAGAAGGAAAAAGGAAAAAGGAGAAAGGUGUCGACCGAGGAGGAAAAGGGCAUUGAGGAGUGAGUAGGAGGAGGCGUGCAAUAUCGAUGCAGCUAGUGGCAAGAUAGGGAGGUAAAACCCAUGGGGCGGGUAUUGAGAUCUCUUAAUACACAGUAGCUUGGUCUUUGGUUCGCAGAGUACAUGAGAUAUGCAUUCACGAUG
Molecule: messenger RNA, 1352 nt
Organism: Neurospora tetraspora
Lineage: Eukaryota; Fungi; Ascomycota; Sordariomycetes; Sordariales; Sordariaceae
Exons: 2
Coding region: 96-1214 (372 amino acids)
Source: RefSeq, a predicted model, not a curated record